AUGGCUGCCUCGUUGGCGUGGCUCCCCGCGCCGCACUGCUCGUUUGUCCGCCGAUCUGUGCCGCCCUCCACCCGCUCCGCGUCCGUCCUCCGAUCGCCCCAUGCGCCGCACGAACCGCGCUUGUCGCUCCACUUCCAAUCUGCUCCUCCCGCACGAAAAAAAUUCAGCCGACCCCCGCCGGCCUCGCGGUUUGCCGUACGCGCCAUAGGCGGCGCGGGCGGGCCGGAGACGUUUCUGUCGCUGGAGGAGGCCGGGCUGGUGGAGCUGGCGGGGCUCGACGCGCACGAGCGAUUCCUGGCGCGCCUCACGAUCUCGUCGCUGAACCUGCUGCGUGUGAUAUCAGAGCAGGAGGGCAUGCCGAUAGAGGAGCUGAAUGCGGGGCGAGUGUGCGAUUGGUUCAUCAAGGACAAGGCAAAGCGAGAGGAGGACAUCAAUUCGGCUGUCCUCAAGCGGCCCAAAGCCCCUGACUGGUAG
Messenger RNA from Closterium sp. Naga37s-1, 474 nucleotides. NCBI's taxonomy places the organism in Eukaryota, Viridiplantae, Streptophyta, Zygnematophyceae, Desmidiales, Closteriaceae. The record is from the annotation of a GenBank genome assembly.